CUCAUUUUCUCUUUAGGGAAUCACUUAUCGCUUGCGAAGCGCAACUACUGACUGACAUUGGCCGACCCACAUGCCCGGUCUCCUACAGCUUACUUUGAUUGGGUUAUCCCUGGAGAAUAGGGUGGUUGAGGCCAUAUUUCCUAGUACCAGCCCUUCCUGGGUCCACUAUCGAAUCAAGUGUCCCUGCAGCACGUGUGCCUGGGUCCAGGGUCAGCAAGUUCCAGGCUCCAUCGGCCGUUCAACCAUGAUGAGCCCCGGCCUUUCCGACCACGCAAAUCAGGGGAUCCAAGCCUCGGAGAUUUGACCCAAACACUCCUUGCGAGAGCUUCCGGUACGCCAAGGGGGUCAAAAGCCCGAUUCCAUGCAAAUUUGCUGGAGCGAGAAACCACAUAAAGCGCCUUUCC
Aspergillus ibericus CBS 121593 is the source of this 404-nucleotide messenger RNA. RefSeq lists its product as uncharacterized. Lineage: Eukaryota; Fungi; Ascomycota; Eurotiomycetes; Eurotiales; Aspergillaceae. The record is from RefSeq and is a predicted model, not a curated record. The transcript is spliced from 2 exons. Bases 71 to 304 code for a protein of 77 amino acids.